AUGCCGGAAACUGAAAUGAGUGGUUUGAAAGAACUUUUAAAGAAACGCAGUACGAUUAAAGGUCGUUUAACUAAAUUUAGAGAAUAUAUAACGGUUUUAAAUCAAAUUAAACCUGCAGAUUUAACUGGUGCUCAAGUAAAAGAAAUUUCAUUGAGAUUAACUAAAUUCCAAGAGUUGUUUACUAGUUUUGAUGAAUUGCAAGAUCAAAUUGAACUUUUAAGUACCGACCAGGAUGAACAAAUUAGAGAAAGAGACUUCAUAGAAUCUCAAUUUUAUUCUUUGAUAUCGACUACGCAGGAAAUAAUCGAUUCGAUUUCUCAAAGCAGGGAUCGAGCCGAGGGUUCUGUAAAUUCCAAGCUAUCAGGCACUUGUUCUCAUGCUCUUAAUACAAUCAAAUUGCCCACGAUUAAACUCCCGAAUUUUGACGGGAACUACUUAAAAUGGUUGGAAUUUAGAGAUACGUUCGACUCGUUAAUUAAUUCUAAUGAUACUAUACCUACGAUAAACAAAUUCCAUUACUUGAGGUCUGCUUUAGAAGGCAGUGCUACUGUUGUUAUAAAAUCCAUAGAAUUUACCUCUGCGAAUUACAGGGUUGCGUGGGAUUUAUUAUGUGAAAGGUAUAAUAAUAAAAAUAUUUUAAUAAACAAUCAUCUAAAGGCAUUGUUCAACAUCGAACCUAUAACGCGAGAGUCUUACAAAGCUUUGCGUUAUCUUAUUGAUCAAGUAUCUAAAAAUUUAAGAGCACUCGGAACGUUAGGCUUACCUACUGAGCAAUGGGACGUUUUGGUUAUAUUUAUGAUGUCAUCUAAAUUAGAUAUUAAUACAAAUAGAAAAUGGGAGGAAUACAAGGGUAACCUCUCCGAUUUACCUACGUUACUUGAAUUUAAGACUUUUCUUCGUAAUCGCGCGGAUGUGUUAGAAACCACUCAAGGUACCCGCUCGGAUAAACACACCCAUGACUAUAAGUCUAAUUAUAAGUCACAACAAUCUUCUAAAUCAUUAGUCGCUGCUAAUACGGAAGUGUCAAAACGGAUUGUAUGUAGUAUAUGUAAGAAGGACCACCGUGUGUAUUUGUGUCCCGUCUUUUUAGAAAUGAGUUUGGAGGACAGACAGAGUGAGGUAAAUAAAUUAAAAUUAUGUUCAAACUGUCUCCGCGAAGGGCACAAUGCGCACAGGUGCCGUUUAAAGGGUUGUUGUAGGUCAUGCAAGGGGAAACAUAACAGUUUACUCCAUAAAGAAAUUUCAGAGGUUUUGAAGGCUGCACCCGUCUCUUUGGCAAUAGCUGGCGCAAAAGAAGUACUACUGUGUACCGCUCUUGUAGAUAUAGUUAAUCCACAGAACAAUAGCUGUCAAAGGGCUCGAAUAUUAUUAGAUACUGGGAGUCAAUCCUGCUUCAUGACUACUAAUUUCAAAAAUAAAAUGGGUUUAUCUGUAAAUCGAGUGAAACCUAUAAACGUAUCGGGUAUAAAUAAUAUCGGUUUUGAUAUAUCUGAGCGCUGCUGUGUACAAUUAAAUUCUAGAGUAUCUUCUUUUACGGCUAAGUUGAGAUGCCUCAUUGUACCUAGGAUUACCGGUAGCGUGCCUAAUAACAAAAUUGAAUUGCAGAACUUGAACUUACCAUUAAACAUCGAGCUGGCCGACCCUGCAUUUUAUCAACCAGCUGAUAUUGAUAUACUUAUAGGCGCAGAUGUUUUUUGGGAUAUUAUAGGUACACAACAGAUCAAGUUAGGUCAAGACAAGCCUACGUUGCUAGAUUCAAAACUGGGGUGGCUUGUGUCUGGCCCAGUAGGUAAAAGUACUUGUAACGAUAAUUUUAUGUGUAAUUUUAAUCAAUUAGAUAUUUAUGAAAGUAUGAAAAGAUUCUGGGAAGUAGAAGAGUUACCUACGACUAAAGAUAAUUUAUUCUCUGUAGAAGAGCAAUUGUGUGAAACUCAUUUUGUAAAUAACACUUCAAGGUUAAGUAAUGGUAGAUUUUCUGUUAAAAUGCCGUUUAAAGAAUCACCCGAAGAUUCUUUGGGUGAGUCAUUUUACAGUGCACGCGGAAAAUUCUUGAACCUUGAGAAGAAAUUGAAUAAAAAUUUAAAUUUUAAACAAAAAUACGUUGACUUUAUUAAAGAAUAUCAGGAAUUAGGACAUUUAUCAGAGGUUGAUCGACCUUCAUUCGGUUUUUAUUUACCUCACCAUGCGGUAGUACGUGAGGAGAAGGAAACUACAAAAGUGAGAGUCGUGUUCGAUGCGUCUGCUAAAUCAUCUUCUGGGAAGUCACUAAAUGAUAUCCAAAUGGUAGGGCCUGUAGUUCAGAGCGAUUUAUUCGAAAUUUUAUUGCGUUUUCGUAUACAUAAAUUUGUAUUAACUGGGGACAUUGAAAAAAUGUAUCGGCAGAUAGAAAUAGAUAACUCUCAACGUCAUUUACAGCUUAUCUUGUGGCGCGAAGAUGAGGAACAGCCUCUCAAAAUAUUAAAAUUAAACACUGUCACUUACGGUAUGGCUUCUGCUCCUCAUUUGGCCACUAGAUGUCUCUUGCAAUUGUCUCAGGAAUGCAAUGAUGAAAUUGUUGCUAAUGUAAUUAAACGCGAUUUUUACAUGGACGAUCUGAGUACAGGUUCAAAUAGUGUCGAUGAGCUCAGAAAAAUAUACAACGGUGUCACUCAAACUUUAGAGUCUGCAUGUUUCCUUUGCGCAAAUUUCGCACAAACUGCUCUGAAUUAUUUAAAAAUCAAACUGAUGUGUGCGAGGUUCGUGACUGGAACAAACAAUCUAGCGUCCUAG
Melitaea cinxia (Glanville fritillary) is the source of this 2769-nucleotide messenger RNA. RefSeq lists its product as uncharacterized. Bases 1 to 2769 code for a protein of 922 amino acids. The transcript has a single exon. Lineage: Eukaryota; Metazoa; Arthropoda; Insecta; Lepidoptera; Nymphalidae. The record is from RefSeq and is a predicted model, not a curated record.